This is a messenger RNA of Paracoccidioides brasiliensis Pb18, 438 nucleotides long. RefSeq lists its product as uncharacterized. The transcript has a single exon. Gene Ontology annotation, cellular component: membrane. Bases 1 to 438 code for a protein of 145 amino acids. The record is from RefSeq and is a predicted model, not a curated record. Gene Ontology annotation, molecular function: ABC-type transporter activity.
AUGUGGUUAUUCCUUGACCUGCUCGCCGCCGAAUCUCUCGUCGUCCUCAUUGCCUCUCUCUUCCCCAACUUUGUCAUUGCCCUCGCCCUCACCGCUUUCACCAAUGGCCUCUGGAUGUGCGUGGGCGGUUUCAUGGUGUCCCCUACCGUUCUCAAUGUCUUCUGGCGCUACGUUUUCCACUACAUCGAUUACCAGGCCUACGUAUUUCAGGGCAUGAUGGUUAAUGAGUUUGCGACGAGAACUUUUGAGUGUGGGUCCGGUUGUCAAUGUAUGUUUGCCAGCGACCUGGCGUCGGAGUGUAAGAUCGCUGGCGUAGGGGUGCUACAGUCAUUCGGGUAUGCGACGGGAAGGACUGGGAAGUGGGUAGGCAUUCUGCUCGCUAUUACGGUGGUGUACCGGAUUUUCGGAUGGGGUGCGCUGGUGUUGAGGAAGAGGUAG